Messenger RNA from Chelmon rostratus (copperband butterflyfish), 1946 nucleotides. RefSeq names its product midnolin-like. The coding region runs from base 46 to 1506 and encodes 486 amino acids. NCBI's taxonomy places the organism in Eukaryota, Metazoa, Chordata, Actinopteri, Chaetodontiformes, Chaetodontidae. Gene Ontology annotation, cellular component: nucleus. Gene Ontology annotation, molecular function: protein binding. The transcript has 8 exons. The record is from RefSeq and is a predicted model, not a curated record.
CUCGGCAAGAGAGUGGAGCUGCCCCAACCUGUUUAAGUCAGCUGAAUGAAGCAGCAGCAGCAGCGGGGCCUCUGUCGCUUCGCCCCGGGCCGCUCUGCACUCUGCGGGGCCGGGGUCUCCGCUGGUCAGCCCACCAUGCGUUUGUCCAUCACCUCCACCACCGGCAGCCCGGUGGAGCUCACGGUUCCCCGAGGAGAGACUCUGGAGGGACUGAGGACGCACAUCUCUCAAAAACUCAGACUGCAAAGGGACAGAAUCGUCCUCCUGUACAGAGACAAACAGCUGACUGCAGGAAAGCUACUGGACCUGGGUGUCACAGAUGGCAGCAAGCUGACCCUGGUCCCUGUCAUUGAAGCUGGUUUAGUUUGCUCGACUGCUAGAGCUGAGAGAAGUAUGAUGGACGUUUUGGAAAGUUUAACAGAAGUCCAGAUUGGCGACUUCCUGUCUGGCCGCUCGCCUCUGACCAUUAGCCUGGGCGUUGGUGCCCACGUGAUGUACGUGCAGCUCCAGCUGUCUGCACAGAACGUGGCGGAGCUGCAGCAGCACCAAGACUUGACAGGUGGGAGCAGCAGCCAGCUUCAAGCUGGCCUGCCCAGCUUGAACCAUCUUGACUCUGCCAACAGCACAGGAUCCACUACCUUACCUGCUUCCCAAACCUCCACUCCGACCGUGGACUCUCCUGACUCUGCAUCCUCAAGCCAAUGUAGCGCUCAAAGACCCAGAAACUCAACAGCUCCCACAUCUCACCCAUCCACCGUUGCUGUGAACUGCCACCACACCUCGUCUCAACAUCAGUCCUGUCCUCCCCAUUCUACAUACACAUCUUCUCCUGUUUCCAGUAUGUCUUUGCCCUCUGCUCAUCCUCAUGCCAGCUGUUCUCUACAAGCAGCGACACCAGUCUGUUCAUCUGCUCCCACCGGGUCCAUUCCUGGACCCCGAAGCCCACCACCAGCCUCAACCUACACAGAGAGUGACGUUCACGCCUCAUCUACUGCAGAGCUGUGCAGGCAGCCAGGAGCAGUCAUAGAAAGUUUCAUGAGCCACUCUCCAGGCGUCUUCUCCGGGACUUUUUCUGGCACACUGGCCCCGUGCGGUCAGAGCGGCACCAGCCACCCUCGGAGGGGCAUCGCCAUCAUUCUCCAGAUCCUCAAUGACCUUCUCAGAGCAGCCUGCCACCACCAGGGGGCUCCACCUGCCCCCUCUCCUCUCCACUGUUCUGCUUCAAAUGCUUCAAACCCUCCAGCCAGCCUGCUGCUGGCAGCAGAGGAGCAAAGCAAAGCAAAGAGCGAAACACAGGCGCUACAGAGCACAGAGCGCCUCAGUAAAACAUCAGGUGAGGAGAGUCUCCCCCUCCACUCGUCCACACAGGAGAAUCGAGCAUUGCAUCGUAAGCUAGAGCGCCUGCAGUUUUUGAUGCACCAGAGGCGUCUUCGCAGGCGGACCCGCAGGAACUCACACCUCUCACAGACGUCUCACCCGUACCAGCAUCGCCACCAUUGUCCAUAGUCUCCUGGACGGAAAAGAUCCACCCACUGUGAUAGCAGUGGCAGCUUUCUAUUGAGGGCGCCUCAAGGAACCAGACCAGAGCUGACCUCUGGCCUUGUGGAACAGGGGAAAGCGCGGCAGAGUGCAUGCUUUGUUGCUCUUUUUAACACUGUGAGCAUUUCUGGAUAAAGUAAGAUCCGAGGAGUCGGGUUCCUGCGGCUGUCACAGCACUGAGCAUGUUCCUUCAUGCAACACAAUGGCUCUCAUUGUUAUGUAGCACGCCACAAAAGGUUCUCGUGUACAUUUUCAUGCAUUACUUCAUGGUGCUUUGUACAAAGUCUUCUUGCUGUUUGUGUAUGUGUUCUGAUGCCUUAACCAUACAUGUCUUGAAUGUAAACUGUAUGUUUUGUUCUGUGCAGAGGAUGCUCCUAUGAAAGGCUUCACUUAUGCAAUAUUAAAAU